Messenger RNA from Penicillium cosmopolitanum, 909 nucleotides. Its product is annotated as High mobility group superfamily. The transcript has a single exon. The coding region runs from base 1 to 909 and encodes 302 amino acids. The record is from RefSeq and is a predicted model, not a curated record. NCBI's taxonomy places the organism in Eukaryota, Fungi, Ascomycota, Eurotiomycetes, Eurotiales, Aspergillaceae.
AUGGCCCCACUCACCCCAUUCUCGCAAGAUGGAUCCAACGCCUCCGUCGAGGCGACAGUCAUGACAAUCCCAUAUCUGAACAAGAUCAAAGUCCUGGCUAAAAUUUCUCCACCCUUGCAACCGACUUUCCGCCAGACGCCCGUCAUGCGCGGACCCGUCAUUGCCAUCGACGGCCAAGACCCAGCACUCGUUCAAUCAGCCGUGAACUACCUAGAACGUAUGUUCAAAAAGGAAGCAAAGCACCACGUCCGCAUCUUCCAGGGUCCAACAAUCAAAGACCCCACAACUGAAUCUUCCUCCGAUCCAACAGUCGAAUACCUCGAUACAAUUUCCUCCUGGCACCGGGUCUCAGACGAAGUAAAAGACUUCGUCCGGACUUUGAACGGAAGUGCGGAAUUUAACAACGUCAACGACAACGCCAGCGCCAGCGCCAACACUUCUGAGACCCAAACCAGCAGAGAAGACGGCUCAACAAGUCCAAAAACCCUCAUUCCCAAAACAACCGCCAUGCACAUAAACUCCCCCCAAUCCAGCGAAUCCGGCUCCGACCACUCCGCCAGCACAAAUACAUCGCUCACAGCACUACCACUAGCCCUAGUCCCCCGAUACCAAUUGACGACGGCGGAUGCAUUCGCGUGCUCGAUUCCGAUUCGAGACUCGUAUACUUCUCUCGAUCAUUGGCAGUGGAUGGCGAGUCUUUGGCGGACGUGUGUCGGUCCCGAUAUCACUGUUUAUAUUCGUGAGUGUAGUCGGGAGGAAAUUGAGAGGUUUGGGGGGAAUGCGGUUGAGAUGAGGUUGCAGGAUGCUAGGACUAUUGUUAUUCGGAGGGUAGUUGGGUCACCCGGGGUUUUGGAGGAGAAGGCUUUGAAGAGGGUUGGGUUUGAGAUUGAGGAUUUUUUGACGCAGUGA